Zootoca vivipara (common lizard) is the source of this 3581-nucleotide messenger RNA. The record is from RefSeq and is a predicted model, not a curated record. NCBI's taxonomy places the organism in Eukaryota, Metazoa, Chordata, Lepidosauria, Squamata, Lacertidae.
GCGCGAGAAAGUUCUGAGGGGAAGAGGGAGGGCGCUCUCCCCUCGGCCGCCCUCAGUCUGAGUGCGAAAUCAAGGAAGAGCCUUGUGGCAUCUUAGACCCACGCAAUGUUGUUGACGGACAUCAGAUUCCGUGGAUUGGCAUCUGUUUCGUCAGAGUGCAAUCAUAUGCCAGUUUGAUCAGCUGUAACAACAACAACAACAAUUAAAACAACACAUAUCCCCCCUCUUCCAAAGGAACCCAGGGCAGCAGGCAGACAGGUGAUACAAACGUCUGAAAGCAUCUUUCAGAACAAUUCCAGUACAGAUGCAAGACUGGGAAAUAUCUCUACUUAAAAGGCUUGCUAGAAAAAGGAGAUUUUCAGUUGGUGGCAAAAUGACGAAGAGGUGGUGCCUUAAGUUCCAGGUGAGGCCUACUCACAGACCAGUAUCGUGAGCAUGGUGUACACGCAGUCUGAGAUUCUGCAGAAGGAGGUGUACCUCUUUGAGCGCAUCGAUUCAGCCAACCGGGAGAACAUGAAGCACCUGAAAGCCAUCUGCUUCCUGCGACCCACCAAGGAAAACGUGGAUUACCUCAUCCAGGAGCUGCGGCGUCCGAAGUACAGCACCUAUUUUAUUUAUUUCAGCAACGUCAUCAGCAAAAGCAACGUCAAGUCUCUGGCCGAGGCCGACGAGCAGGAAGUUGUCGCAGAAGUCCAGGAAUUCUACGGAGACUACAUCGCCGUGAACCCGCACGUGUUCUCUCUCAACAUCUCUGUCUGCUGUCAGGGCCACAGCUGGGACCAGGCUCAGCUCUCCAGGACCACCCAAGGCUUGACCGCCCUGCUCCUGUCCCUCAAAAAAUGCCCAAUGAUCCGCUACCAGCUCUCUUCUGAACCAGCCAAGAGGCUGGCAGAGUGCGUCAAGCAAGUGAUCACGAAAGAGUAUGAGCUUUUUGACUUCCGUCGCACCGAAGUUCCUCCGUUGCUGCUGCUCCUGGACCGCUCAGAUGACGCCAUCACUCCGCUCCUGAACCAGUGGACGUAUCAGGCAAUGGUCCACGAGCUGCUUGGGAUUAACAACAACCGCAUCGAUCUCUCGCGAGUCCCGGGCAUAAGUAAGGACCUCCGGGAGGUGGUCUUGUCGGCUGAGAACGACGAGUUUUACGCCAACAACAUGUACCUAAACUUUGCGGAAAUCGGCAGCAACAUCAAGAACCUGAUGGAAGACUUCCAGCGGAGGAAGCCCAAGGAGCAGCAGAAGCUGGAAUCCAUCGCAGACAUGAAGGCCUUUGUGGAGAACUACCCUCAGUUCAAGAAGAUGUCCGGCACCGUUUCCAAGCAUGUCACGGUGGUGGGGGAGCUGUCUCGGCUGGUGAGCGAGAGGAACUUGCUGGAGGCCUCGGAGGUGGAGCAGGAGCUCGCCUGCCAGAACGAUCACUCCAGCGCUUUGCAGAACAUCCGCCGGCUCUUGCAGAACCCUAAAGUGAGCGAGCUGGAUGCCACCCGCCUGGUGAUGCUAUAUGCCCUUCACUACGAGAGACACAGCAGCAACAGCCUCCCGGGACUCAUGACAGAGCUGAGGAACCGAGGGGUCUCCGAGAAGCACCGGAAGCUGGUGUCGGCCAUCGUAGAAUAUGGAGGGAAGCGUGUUCGCGGAAGCGACCUCUUCAGCUCCAAAGAUGCUGUGGCCAUCACCAAGCAGUUCCUCAAAGGACUAAAGGGCGUUGAAAACGUCUAUACCCAGCACCAGCCGUUGCUGCAUGAGACUCUUGACCAGCUCAUCAAGGGCAAACUGAAAGACAACCAGUACCCCUACCUUGGUCCCAGCACCCUCCGCGACAGGCCUCAAGACAUCAUUGUGUUCAUGAUUGGAGGAGCCACGUACGAGGAGGCGCUGACCGUUUACAACUUGAACCGCACAACCCCCGGGGUCCGGAUCGUGCUGGGCGGGACCACCAUCCACAACACAAAGAGCUUCCUAGAAGAGGUCUCGGCUUCCGGCUUCCGCGGACGAGGCACGGACAGCUCCCAGGGGCCGGCGAGGGCAGCAUCCAGGAGGCUGAACUGAUGGCCCCUUUUUCGUCAUUUCUGACCGACCAUUCCAGGCUAUUUACCAUCUGUUGUCCGUUGACACCCGCGAACUCACCCACCUGAAACUCCAGAAAAGCACUUUAGCAGACCAUGCUUACCUGUUGCCGAAAAGUAUGGGGCAGGCACGCUCUCUCCUUACAGGACCAAGCCAUGGGGUCCUUUCCCCCCACCCCAAAAGGCUCAAUCGAGAUCUUAAGGAGAAAGAGAAGGACCCUUUCCCCCCACCCUAAAAGGCUCAAUCGAGAUCUUAAGGAGAAAGAGAAGGACCCUUUCCACCCCACCCCCCAGCUCUCACAUUGCAUGAGAGUGGUUUGCCUCUUUUCCAGACUUAUUUACCUUCUCCCCCACCCCCACCCUGUGCCCCAGAAUAACCCACCCCCAGAGAAAAAUGGCGUUGGCCCCAAUAAAAGGAAGUUGCAAUUCUUCUACCAGAGAGCGUUGCUGUUUCCCCCCCUGCUUUCGACGGAGGAGUAGAUAAGAUCAUAGAAUCACAGUUGGGACCCCAGGGAUCAUCUAGUCCAGAGGUCAGCAGGGGGCCAGUCCACUGUCCCUCAGACCUUAUGGGGGGCCGGACUAUAUUUUUUUUUGGGGGGGGGAGAAUGAAUGAAUUCCUAUGCCCCACAAAUAACCCAGAGAUGCAUUCUAAAUAAAAGGACACAUUCUACUCAUGUAAAAACACGCUGAUUCCUGGACUGUCCACAGGCUGGAUUGAGAAGGCGAUUGGGCCGGAUCCGACCCCCGGCUCUUAGUUUGCCUACCCAUGAUCUAGUCCAACCCCCUGUGAUGUGGGAAUGCGUAGCUGUUCCAUAUGGGAACCGAACCUGCAACCUUGGCGUUCUCAGCACCAGGCUUGCAGGGAAGAGGGGUUCUGAUGUUUUAGGGAGGGCAGGGACAACCUUUGGGGGUCCUCCAGAUGUUUCCGGACUCCUAGCCCAUCAUUCUCCCUGACCAUUGACUGUGACGGUUGCAAGGGCUGAUGGGAGUUGGAAUCAGGCCCAUCCAGGCCAGCACCCUGUUCCCACAGUUGUCCCCCCCAGAUGCAUCCCUCCCUCCUGUUGUUCCCGGCUACGGGUCUUAUUCAGAGGCGAGCGGCUUCCCUCGGGGACUCAUCUGGCCAGGCCAGGUCAAAGGCUGGGGCUUACCAUUGUCCUUGGAGACUGCAGCCAUCGAUAGCUGCGACCCUGCUUUCGAAUCUGCCUUAUCAAGGAGCCUUGGGGGAUGACACAGUGGGCGUCCCCUGCGUAGCUGCUUAUUUAGUUUGCUUUCCUCUAAGGAGGGAGGGGUAGUCAGAGCUGAGGCCAUUCGCUUGAGUGCGGUCAUAACACAAGAGCGGGACAGGAAACAGAAAGUCCUCCUUCACGCAGCGCAGAGUUAAACUGUGGAACUCUCUCCCACAGGAGGCAGUGAUGGCCGCCAGCUUAGAAGCCUUGAAAAGAGUAUUAGGCAAAUUUGUGGAGGGGGAAAGAGUUAUCAAUGGUGGUGGUGGUUAAUAAUAAUAAUAAUAAUAAUAAU